Molecule: messenger RNA, 4062 nt
Organism: Macrobrachium nipponense
Lineage: Eukaryota; Metazoa; Arthropoda; Malacostraca; Decapoda; Palaemonidae
Product: sorting nexin-25-like
Exons: 19
Coding region: 159-3236 (1025 amino acids)
Cellular component (GO): intracellular membrane-bounded organelle
Molecular function (GO): phosphatidylinositol binding
Source: RefSeq, a predicted model, not a curated record
CAUCAAAGAAAACGUAUUUCAUUGAUCAGCUGAUACGAGGUAAACAAUCGCUGGCGAACAUUGGACGGGAAUCCUUGUACACUGCUCUUCCCUAAUCUGUGUUCUGUGUUUUCGCCGUGUUCAAAAUUGAAAGCAAAGCAGAUACCGGCAAGGUUUGGAUGUGGCCAGCAGCAGUUGGAGGACUGUUGACUGCAUGGUGUAUUGGUGCUGUUUGGGGAUGGGGAAGCAACAGUGGGAGUUUGGGAGUGGUGCUCCCUCUCUCUCUUAUUGUAGGUGGUAUCUCAGCUAUGAUCUUAGGUGCCACACUUACCAUUGCUGCCUAUGUGAAGCUUUCGGCUAAGCAUCAGGUUACCAUCAGGGUGCCAGAGGAAAUUCAUGCCCUCCAUGCACUAACCUCUAGUGUACGAUGUGAUCUGGAAAGCACGUUACCAUCGAGACAUGGUGUGGUCAUUACGCGAAAGAUUGAUAGUGCAGUCAACGAACUCAUUGAUAGCUUCAUUGAAAACAAUGUCACACCAUGGUACUCUCAUCUAGUCAGUGAUAGUAUGCCCAGCAUUGAGGCAUUAAGGAGUGUUCUUUGGUAUAGUGUUGUGAUGAUAAAUGAGAGGUUGACCCGUAUGGAUCAUGUUCGUUUCUUCACUGGAGGUGUAGCUACUUGUCUUACCCGUCACCUGGAACACAUUAGAAUUGCACAAGCAGCUGGGGAAGCUAGAGGUGAGCGAGGAAUAUUUCACUUGGUACCACAGCUGAGUUCACCUGAACGAGAGAGGAACUUCCUACGCUUAGUGGCAGAACUCUUAAUAUCUAGAUGCCUUCCCCCUGAAUACUCAAAAUGCACACCAUUGCGGACCCUCUUGAAAGAACUUCUUGCUUGCAAAGUCUUUGAGCCAAUGAUUGAUAGAGUUUGUGACCCUGAUUGGAUUAAUCAGCGCUUGGUGUCAUAUUUACGACAGCAGCAUGCAGCAGAGGAACUGCACAGACGGACUUACAUGUAUGCUGCCAGCUAUGAAGAUUUCAUCACUUUAAUCCAUGAAUCAACUGAGAUUCAUGACCUUGAGCAUCUUAGCUUUGAAAACUUCUUAGAGUUGGUUUUAACCACUGAAAGCACAGAAGACUGUGAAAGAAUAAGACGCAAUAUCAUCAAUGAGAUAAUGCAGGCCACAGCCAUCAACAAUUUGAAAAAGGCCAAAGGUGUUGAUCAGAGUCGAGAGAGCACUCCACAAGGAUCUGGUAAAGGCGAUUUACUUCAGGCUCGUAACCUCACACGGUACAUUAACCAGCUAACGUACGCCAAAGCACAGUGUGAGCGUCGAAUAAAUGUCUUGAAUAGUGGAAAGUCUUCGUCAGAAGGUACUUCACCUAGACAUUGUAUGAAUGCAUCAAAUACUAUCAUGGAUGAGCAAGCUGAAGCAUUUAGCCAUUCACUGCAGAAUUUGCCAGGGAGAAAGAUUCUGAUGUUCCAAGCUCUCCUUGAAUCUGCCUUUGCACGGAGAUAUUUCUCCAUUUACCUUGAUGAAAUUGGCCAAGGAGCUCUCUUGAGUUUCUGGUCAGCUGUUCAAGAGAUCAGGCAUUCCGAUAAGAAACUUCAUCAUCAGCUUGGGACAGAAAUUUACUACACGUACCUGAGUUCUCACCCUCCUCCCGUUAAAGUUGAUAAGCCUACACUUCGUGGAGUAGAGGCCUUUUUAUUGGGUAACAGAGGACCUGAAGUGUUAUAUGAAAUUGGCGAGGAAGUUGAACGUACCUUAGAAGAGAGGCACUACACUGGAUUUCUUGUUUCAACUACCUACCAUGCUAUGCUUCACCAAGCAUCUUUACAGGGUGUGGACUUCAUGACAGAAUGUGUAGAGGAAGGUGGACCAGGAAGCUCAGAUGGAGGUAGCACAGAAUCAAUAGAGCAAGUACAAAUGCAACUAUCUGAUCACUCUACUUAUGCAAGAAACAAGUUGGCUCAUCUCCAGGAAAGAUUGACAAACAAACUCUUGGCAAUGCAAGCACUGAGGCAGAGUGGCAAGGUUGAUAGCAAGGUUAUCACCCAUUUGGAAGGAGAAAUUAGCCAGCUCCGUAGUGACCACAAAAUGUUGGAGACACAUGUGGAAAGAACAGCCCUCUGGAGCGAUAAUAUCGGAAAUUGGCGCGUUAGUGUUCAGAGUGUUCAGUUAGUGGAUGAAAAAGACAUUCCUCAUCUUGUGGUUUUGGUACAUUUAAACACUGAGGAGGUAAAAACAUCAACUUGCCAAGAUACUUCAUCUUCUUCAGUUCUUGCAUCGUCAUCCUCGUCAUUGCUAAGCUCAUCCCUAGAAGGCUUAGAUUCUGCAGGUGCCAGUUCAAUUCCCGCGCACGGAUGGGUUGUAGUCAGGAAGCUUUCACACCUUGUAGAUGUGCACAGGAAGCUUUGCCAGAUUGCCCCAUGGAUGAAAGCUGUAGAAUUACCUACAGUACCAAAUAAAAUGUUAUUUGGUAAAGUAGCUGAUAAGGCUCAUCUAGACAAAGUGCGAGGUGUGGCACAAAACUACUUUGAUGCUGUUUUAGCUGAUGAGAAACUCUCAGGGUCUGAGCUAAUCUACGCAUUUUUGUCUCCCUCUCCUGAGCAUCUAAAACAAGCUGAAAUCCAGCGUAAAAAAUCAAAAUUUUCCUUUUCAACUCUGUUUAGGGGAGGAGACGGAAAAAGCGAUAGUGAUGAAGAGGAACUUGGUCUGAUAAUAGAUGGGGGUGAGGCAUCAGGUGAUGGUGGUGUUGGGGGUGAGGGUGGUCGUGAUUCUGUCGCAGAGCCUCUGUUUUCGUUUCUGGAAGAACUGUGUGAGUUACGAGGUGUGAGUAAAUGGCUCAGGAAAACCCUAAUUUCCUUUGUCCAAAUCACUUAUGGAAAGACUAUUAACAAACAUAUCCGUGAAACCGUAUCAAACAUGCUAAGUGAAUCGAUGGUUUUGUAUUAUAUUCAUACUGUGAAAGACAAUCUUUGGCCAGUAAAUGAAGAAAUUUCCACAAGCGAGCAGCCUCGAACAGAAGAUGACAAACUUAGAGCAAGAUAUGAAGCACGUGAACAGUUUGUUAACAACUUGCCAGUGCUCCUUUGUACUCUGGUUGGCCAGCAAAAUGCAAGAAGGGGAGCAACAAAACUCUUCACGACAUUGCAGCAUCAUGCUCUGAACAAAAAUCUGUUUUAUACUGUUUUGGAAGUGCUGUUGAAGGAAUUGUUCCCAGAGCUGCAAGAACAUCUGGAGAAAAAGUCUUGAACCAACUGCACAGCAGGGAAUACUGUAGUCAUAAUUGAUACUUAAUAUUCAAAUAUACUUUUGUACUUAAAAAAAAAUUAUUUUUAUUGACGAGAAUGUUUGUAAGAUUAAUUUGUAGAUAGUUUACAAUGUAGCCUUAAAUUAUUGAUUUCUCUAUUUUAUUCUUUUUAACUUUCCAACAGAUACAGGUUGUGUCAAGAAUGCAUUUAUAUUUUUAUUUGAAGCUGUGUUAAUGUGAUCUUUGUAAGUAUAAAUAGCAAAACUACUCUUAAUAUUUUUUUCAAUUAUUAUUACUAAGAGGAGACACGCAUGUUACACUGGAAAUACUAACUCAGAUCGUGAUAGCAUAGUAUAUUAGUAUUGUAUUGUAUAUGAUAAUUAGCUCAAUAGAAUGCUCUUUUAGAAGUGUUAUUGUUGUCUGUGCCAACUGCUUCUUAAACCCUAAGUGUUAGGGUCCCUUAAACCACUUUUAUUCACAGUAUUGCCACAAUCAAUUGAUUUACUGUUUGUAAAAGUUUGGCAAUUUCAAUCAAAUACAGUAUCUUAAAUUUACUGCUCUACUCCGUUCCAUUUUUUCUGGUGGUGUAAUCUGAAUUCCAUCAUGUAUUUUGGUCUCAUUUCUUUUUAUGAGAGGGAUAUAUAGAAGUACAAUAAUUCCAUGUUUACAAUACUGAAGCUAUUAAUAUGAAGGGACCAUAUAAGCAAAUUAGAUAGCUCUAAAGUGCUUUAGAUGGAGAAUUUAUUUUACUCAAAUUAAAUAAUUUGAGAAUGAAUGUUCACUAGAAAUGACAAUGACUUUGCUCACAAAUAAAAUUUAGUUCAUUAA